AUGCCGAGCCGCCAGGCUCCAACUCGGCAACGCAAUGAAUUCACUGAAGACGACGAUGAUCUACUCGCCCAGUACAUAGCCAAGUACAACCCUGGGCCCGCAGGGCGCACCGGAAACACGUUAUACGAACGUCUCGCCAGCAACGAGGGAAACAAGUGGCCCUUCAGCAAGCGUCACACUUGGCAGUCCUGGCGCAACCGCUACAUGAAGAACCAGGAUUACAUGGACAUGCUCAUCAACAAGCACAUCCACCGACAGCACCCGAAAGCCAAGGCGCGAGUCAGCUCCAACGAAGGCGCGUCCUCCGCGGCUCGGCCCGCACCCCCGUCUCCAUCUCCUGCUCCCCUACCAUUACGGUCUCAGCCAAAGCGGCCGCGCGUCGAAUACACAAUGGACGACGACGACAGGCUUGCGGAGUACCUUGCCGCGCACACAACGUCGCAGAGGGGGAGGCAGGGCGAGAAGCUGUACCGCACGCUCGAGCAGGAGGACUGGGCGGCGCAUCACUCGUGGCAAUCGUGGCUCCAACGCUAUAAGAGCAACAUGGACUACUUCGACCGGCGCAUCGUGCGUAUUCAGCGCGGGGAAGAUGACGAGGAGGAUGCAGAGCUGGAGGCCUUGCGACCGAGGACGGUGGAUGAACGAGGUGCGAGGGCGAUGCUGUCGCAAAUGAGACGUAGGGAGAGGGAAGUGUCGCUCCCGCGGUCGAGGAAGGAGACGGAGAAGCGGAAGCGGGUGAGCGAGGGGGCAGGAGAGGAGCCGGCGAGGAAGCGAGCGCGCGGUCCAGCACACGAGGAGGCGCCGGUCGAGCCUGUGCCUGGUCCGUCGCGCCAGAAGGAACCGGAGAAGGCGAAAGCGAAGGAUGUAGAAGUGCCCGGCGGAUCCGGAGACAGGCAACGAGGCGAGGGAGAGCAGAGUGUGGUAGAGGAAGUGGAUCCUCAGGAGCAGGAUGAGCUGGAAGAUGGUGAGCGACUUGGAGCUGAAUCAGACGACGACGAAGCAGAUGAGGAAGGCGAAGAAAACGAUGGCCAGAUUGGCUCGGAAGACUAUGACGGAGAGAUAUUCGACGAGCCAAGUCCCGUUGACGAGGAUGGGCCGAGGGUAGGCUCGGACAGCGAUUCGGACGAACAUGAUCAGGAGGAGGCUCAGCUUAUGCUGACAGACGACCCACAUGCAGACGCUCAAGACGAUGACGAGGACAUGAAUAUCGAUGCCGAGGAAACAGUGGUGGAAGUGGCGGGCUAUUCUCAAAUGCAGGAUGACGACGAUAAUCCCUUCAACGAUAGCGACGAUGUAGUCACAACCCACGACAUGAACAUGACCCAAGAGGAUGUCCCCGCCGCGGACCUCGAUGUGACCCACGAGCCGAUACUCUCCACGACCCCACCUUCGGGGGCGUCUCCUCCCCCGCGCCCACAAAACAUUCGCAUCGAGCGCGACCUCUCGCUUCGUCCAGACACCCCAGAGCUCUCCCCCGCCGAGCACGCCAACGCGCGGCGCCACCUCGAGCACGCGCAUUCCCCCGCGCCACCCAAGAAGCACGCGACCCGCAUCCGGCGCAAGAGCGAGCACGCCGACGCCGACGACUUCUUCGGGACCCCCCAGACUGACAGCGCCUCCCUGCCGACCUCGGCGCUCCCCACCGCGCAGAACUCGCCUACCGCGCACCAUCUCGCGCACCUCCGCGAGCACCCGCACGCGCCCCAUGCGCAGCACGAAGACGACACCGGGUCCCCACCACAGAAGAGGCGGAGGGCGCCCCCGAGGUUGGACGAGGGCGCGUGGAACAAGGCGUUCUCGGAUGCGAGGGGCCGGCCGCGCGUGAGCCCGAAGGGGCCGCGGCGGUCGGGGGUGGACUUCCAGAAUGAGGACGAGGACGAGGCUAACGGCGCGGGAGACGCGGAGCUGGAUGAGGAAGCGGAAGACGUAACUCCCGUGCAGUGGCCGCCUGUGCGAGGGAAAGCGAAGGGGAAGGAGAGGGACGUGGCCCCGAUGACCCCCGCCCGCGGUGCGCGCGAGACCGCUCCGGGCUCCGAAAGGCUGGUGACGACGGAGCGCAUCGUCAGCGUCAAGACCGUGCGGACCGUCGAGCGACGUUCCAUGGGCGCACGCCCGCCCUCCGCCCGUCGCGCCAUCACCGAAGGGACGGACGGCUCCUCGCUCGCGCCGUCCUCGCCGCGGACACUCGUGCCGGACGACGAUGAAGAUCUGGAGAACGAGCGUGGUGACGCUAAAGCCGAACCGACGCAGCAUCACCCCUUCAGCCAACCCAAUUUGGCUUCUCAGCUCGCGGAGUCUGUCAGCGGGUCGUCCGUGGCGUCGUCCGUCUUCCCUCCUUCCCGCGGACAGAGGGACCACAAGUCGGACGUUGCCCGGCUGCAGAAAAUGCUUGCUGCCCCCCGCGCGACCGAAGUGCCGCCGAAGAGGCUGAACGUCUUCCAGAGGGUGCCCGUGCGCCACUCGAAGAACUCGAGGAUUGCACCAGAGUCUUCGACAGAUGGUGCACCUGCUAACCUAGCUGCCCGCUUGCAACGGUUGGCGGAGGGAAUGCCUUCGUGCGCUAGCGAGAUGUUUCGGGGGCGGGAUCGCGCAUCGCCUGCCGUGCGCGCCCGCCAUGACGUCGAACGGCGAUUUGAGGCGUUCAAGGAGCGCGGGCAGUCGUUGCCCGUACCGACUGUGACUGUGGCGCAGUCAUCGCCGCUGGCUCGCCGUAGUUCCAAACACGCCGUGGACGAGAUUGUGCCAAAUGCGUCGACCCCCCGCGCGGCCGCGGCCGCUCAGUCACAGCACCGCACGGACAAGGGAAACAUAGUCGAUAAGGGCAAAGCGCGAGCGGACGCGCCCACGAGCACACCUGUCCGCGGACUCGCGCGUCGCUACACGCUGGGAGAACCCGCCACGCCUCAAGAGCGACCAAGCGUCCCCCGACACCCUGUCCGCCAAUCCCUCCCUGUCCCGCCCUCGUUCUCCCUUGGAGACGAGUCACACGAGUACCGCACCGCGCUCAGCCUCCUGUUCAACCCUCCGCCGUCCGGCUCCGUCCCCUCGCGCCUAUACACCCUCCCUCGGUCCUCGCGCUCGUUCGCGCCCGGUGCACACCGAGACACGCGCUCGGCGGUCACGUCGCUCGCCGACACGCUCCCCCCUCCAGAGCUCGAGAUGGUCAAGGAGCUGGGGAUGCAGGUCGCGCUGGCGUGCAUGGCGCGCAACCAUGGGUUUGGGGAGGAGACAGUCAGGGAGGUGUAUGCGGAGACGCGCUCGCUCGAGGUGGCGGACCGGGUGCUGCGGGAGAUGAGGGAGAGCGCGAACGAGCGGGCGAACGAGACGUUGCAGGCGAUGUUGCAUGGUGAGGAGGGUGCGGAGGAGAACGGGGAAGAGGACGGUGGGGAUCCCAUGGACGAGGAGCAGGCGAGCGACGCGGACGUAGAGGAAGCAGAAGAAGGCGGUGAUGCCAUCGUCGAUGGGGACGUGGACGCGGACGACGGUGACUCGCUGGAGGUAGAGAGCGUCCUGGGCCAGGCCCACACGAACAGCUGGAUGGACGACGAGGUGCCACAAGCGGAGAGCAGCCACAUCCGCGGUGGCGCGUUUGGCUAUGACGAGAGCGGGUUGCUCAACGUGAGCCGCUCGAAGCGCAAAUCUUUCCAUAUCACACUCCUCCCGAAGGAGCGUGAGGAUGGCAUGGCUUACUCGCCUCCAAAGAAGACAAGAGCGUCGCGCUAUGUCAAGGAGCAGGCGCUUAGUCCACAGCGAGGCCAGGACGCAAUGGACAUUGACGUGGAUGCGGACGCUUCGGCCAAAGGUGGAGGUUCAGUCAAGACGCCCGUGAACAUUGCAGAUGUCGGCAUCGGGCAGCUAGCCAAGUAUGGCACCGAAGACUGGAGAGCUCUGGAGAGGGAGCAUGGCCCCGGGGCAGCGCAGAAGGCUACGCGGUUCGCCUUGGCGAAGUUGCUCAGGAGAGCCUAGUGCAUGGCACAAACAUUCCCGUUGAUGAAUAUGCUCCUCGCUCAUCUGCUGCGUGCAUUUGCUUUGUGUGAAUGCUAUCUCGCUGACAUUGUUUUGCUCGCAACAUCUGUACUGUACAUCUAAUGACAUAGUAGUCGAUUG
Dichomitus squalens LYAD-421 SS1 is the source of this 4107-nucleotide messenger RNA. RefSeq lists its product as uncharacterized. NCBI's taxonomy places the organism in Eukaryota, Fungi, Basidiomycota, Agaricomycetes, Polyporales, Polyporaceae. The record is from RefSeq and is a predicted model, not a curated record. Gene Ontology annotation, molecular function: telomeric repeat DNA binding. Bases 1 to 3966 code for a protein of 1321 amino acids. Gene Ontology annotation, biological process: regulation of DNA-templated transcription; telomere maintenance via telomere lengthening. The transcript is spliced from 5 exons. Gene Ontology annotation, cellular component: shelterin complex.